AUGGCUUGGUUGCAGAUUAGAAACGAUAAUCUUCUUGUUCCUUUUUACAGUUGCAACGAUCCCGUCCAGCGAAUCGAGCAGUGUGCCCGUGGAACUCUGUUCAUGUGCAGCAUUGUGCAAGGAUGCAAAAGGACAUAUUUGUCCCAGAGGGACCUGCAGGCACAUAUUAACCACCGACAUAUGAGAGCGGCAAAACCAAAUCGUCCACAGCCUGAACCAAUCCAUCCUCCAAUGGCCCCACCACCUUCAGAAAUGCCUGAUCGUUUUAUAAUGCCCCCUGAUAAGCACCACUUGAGUCAUAUGCCUCCUAAGGCGCACAUACUGAUGCCCCCACCACCAAUUCAGCAUGUGCCUCAUGAGCAUUUUAAUCAACAGCAUGAAGAUAUGCGUGCUUCCCCGGCAGAAAUGUCUAUGGCGCCACCUCCUCCUCGCCCAGUUAGCCAAGAUGCUUUCCGAAUUAAUACUAGAAAACACAGCAAUUUAAUAACUGUACCUAUUCAAGAUGAUUCUAAUUCUGGGGCCAGAGAAGCUCCUCAGGGACCUGGUCCAGCUCUUCACCAUCCUGAGUAUCCUGGUCAACCUGUGGUAUCACACCCUCACCAUAUUAUGCCUCCACAGCAACAUUAUGCUCCUCCCCCUCCACCCCCUCCUCCAAUUAAUCAUCCAAUGCAACACCCACCUCAGGCUGCUGGUACACCUCAUAUGGUAUAUAGUCAAGGACCCCCUCCACCUAUGACGUCUGCUCCUCCACCAAUUACCCCUCCACCUGGACAUAUAAUAUCUCAGAUGCCACCAUACAUGAAUCAUCCACCACCAGGACCUCCACCACCCCAGCAUGGUGGUCCACCUGUAAAUGCCCCUCCUCCACAUCAUUACAAUCCUAACCCUUUGCCACAGUUUAAUGAAGAGCAAGGAACUCUCAGCCCACCUUUCACACAACCUGGGGGCAUGAGUCCAGGCAUAUGGCCUGCACCUAGAGGACCACCGCCACCUCCGCGAAUGCAGGGUCCUCCGACCCAAGCACCUAUUCCUGGACAGCAUCAUCCUGAUCAGGCUCGGUACAGGCCCUAUUAUCAGUGAUUUGUGUAUACUGAACUUGCUAGAUUUCUUUUUAUGCUUCAUUUGAGAACUUACAUUAAUAUGUAUAGACACUUUGUAACUUUGUUGAAGCUUCUUGUGCAUACAUUUAUUAAGUUCGAUAUUCUCCUAUUCCUAAUUAUGCCAUUGUGCAUACAUAAUGCAAAGUAAUUUUUUUUGUGUAUGUGUUCUCAUUGUAUAGCACUAACAAUUUUCUUUGUCUUUUACCACUUCUGAAUCUUUUUUGCUACAGCACGAUUAGGUAUCAUUUGUGAUGCUUUUCUGAAUGUAUGUUUAGAUGUACAGUUGUAUCCUUUUACUUUCCAAGAUGGUGUGAAUAAUAUGCAGUAACAACUGCUUUAUUGUAUCCUGGUAUUUUUUACCAGUGGUCAAAUAAAAA
Messenger RNA from Nanorana parkeri, 1477 nucleotides. RefSeq names its product E3 ubiquitin-protein ligase Hakai-like. Gene Ontology annotation, molecular function: ubiquitin protein ligase activity. Lineage: Eukaryota; Metazoa; Chordata; Amphibia; Anura; Dicroglossidae. Gene Ontology annotation, biological process: protein ubiquitination; regulation of cell adhesion. The record is from RefSeq and is a predicted model, not a curated record. Bases 1 to 1080 code for a protein of 359 amino acids. The transcript is spliced from 2 exons.